CGAGCAAAGCAUAAAAAGGAAGUCUCUCUCUCUCUCUCUCCCUCUCCCUCUCCCUCGGACGUGAACUCCACCCGGUCAAAAUCCCAAUUCCAAUUCUCUCCCUCAGUUCCGACUUCCUCCUCCCCUAAAACGACGCCGCUUUGUUCGCUCGGCCGUUUCGUCCAGCUAAUCUAAUGCUCUGAGCCCAUGGCCAUAGCUGACCACAAGUCUUCGUCAUCGUCGUCUGACGGAAAAGUCUGGGGCUUCUUCAAGCGACCGUUUAAACCGUCCGGUAACGCCGCCGCGGCUACGACGUCGUCUUCUUCUUCCAUGUCGCACGGCCAUCCCCAUCCCAACGGCGACGGAUCGGCUCCUCAAGCCUCGAGCUCCGUGUCCUCCGUCGCCCGCUCGCUGCUUCCGACUCGCCGGAGACUGAAGCUCGAUCCCUGCAAUAAGCUCUACUUUCCUUGUGAGCCUGGGAAGCAGGUAAGGAGUGCAAUUAGGAUAAAAAACACAAGCAAGUCCCACGUAGCGUUCAAGUUUCAAACGACUGCACCGAAAAGUUGUUUCAUGCGUCCUCCUGGUGCUAUUCUUAGUCCUGGCGAGAGUAUCAUAGCAACAGUGUUCAAGUUUGUGGAGGUUCCGGAAAACAAUGAAAAACUAGUGGAUCAAAAGAGCAGAGUUAAAUUUAAAAUAAUGAGCCUCAAGGUGAAGGGGCCAAUGGACUAUGUACCUGAGCUGUUCGAUGAGCAAAAGGAACAAGUAGCUAUAGAACAGAUACUACGGGUUGUCUUUCUGGAUCCAGAGCGUUCCACCCCUGCUAUGGAAAAAUUGAAGCGCCAGUUGGCUGAUGCUGAUGCCGCGGUUGAGGCACGCAAGAAACCCCCAGAGGAUACUGGUCCAAAGAUUAUAGGAGAAGGUCUCGUCAUUGAUGAAUGGAAGGAGAGGAGGGAAAGAUAUCUAGCUCGGCAGCAGGUUGAAGGGUUGGAGUCUGCCUGAACUGGUGUUUCAUUUAUACUGGUCGGUUGAACUGAAAAUCAAUAGUGUUUUUCAUUGUAUCAUGUUGCAUUAGUACCCUCGUAUUCCUGUAAUCUGAAGGUGGUUGUUGUAUUAAAAAACGGAUGAGGACAACUAAUAUAUUUGAAUGUAAAAAUGAAAAAGAAAAAAAAAAUCGAAGUGUAGAGUCUAUUCGAAGUGUAGAGUCUCCUGUAAGUAGAGUACUCUGAAGUUCUGAAGUUUGCUAGUUUCAGCUGUAUGUAGAUAAUGCGAUUUUGUUUGUCCAGAGGAAUAAAACUGGUCUUUUGGCAAGUGUUUCGCUAUAGUAUCAAACUGAUCUCUUCCUAUUGAGCAAUAUAUCUGUGGCUCAUUGCUUGGAA
Molecule: messenger RNA, 1355 nt
Organism: Argentina anserina (silverweed cinquefoil)
Lineage: Eukaryota; Viridiplantae; Streptophyta; Magnoliopsida; Rosales; Rosaceae
Product: vesicle-associated protein 4-2
Exons: 7
Coding region: 187-978 (263 amino acids)
Biological process (GO): endoplasmic reticulum membrane organization
Cellular component (GO): plasma membrane; endoplasmic reticulum membrane
Source: RefSeq, a predicted model, not a curated record